Molecule: messenger RNA, 1982 nt
Organism: Helianthus annuus (common sunflower)
Lineage: Eukaryota; Viridiplantae; Streptophyta; Magnoliopsida; Asterales; Asteraceae
Product: probable aminotransferase ACS10
Exons: 4
Coding region: 198-1784 (528 amino acids)
Biological process (GO): amino acid metabolic process; biosynthetic process
Molecular function (GO): pyridoxal phosphate binding; L-aspartate:2-oxoglutarate transaminase activity; aromatic-amino-acid:2-oxoglutarate transaminase activity
Source: RefSeq, a predicted model, not a curated record
CCAAAAAUGGCGCAAAAAUCAUCGAUAUUUCACAAUAUCAAAUUACACACACACACACACACACGUAUAUACAUACACACAUAUAUAUCGAGAGAUAUAGAGAGAGAAAGAGGAGAGAGAGAGUCACCCUCCUCUGUUUCCUCACAACCUCAGCCACUACCACCGUACACUCCGUCAACCACCACCAUGCUCCAACAAUGAAACAACACCUCCAGAACCCCACCAAAAACCCACCACCAACAACCACCAGUGGCUCCACCGGAGUUGUAACCGACAUGAGGGUCAUCGUACCCUUACAAGGCGUAGUUCAAGGCGGUGGAGGCGGUUUAAUUCUCGGCUCAAUAAUCCCCUGUGCUCUCUUUUACUUCUUCCAGCUUUAUUUAAAGUCCAAAAACCGCUCCGGCGACGACUCCGCCGCCCCGCCGCCGCCCCAGCUGCCGGAGAUUGAGCCUCCCGGAGGUGGGUUGCAAAGGGUUCAGUCAGUUAGGUCGAUUUGGUCGCCACGUGGCAGUAACAGUCAGGUGUCUUCCAGGGCUAGUUUUGUAAUUAAACAGGUUGAUAAUCCGUAUUAUGUUGGGUUGGAGAAGAGUUGUUUGGAUUGUUAUGAUGAGGUUUGUAAUCCUGGUGGGAUUAUUCAGCUUGGAUUCGAUGAAAACAAGUUGUCAUUGGAUGUGGUUCAAGAUUGGCUAAUGGCGCACACCAAGUGUUCGAUCGUAUGCCAAGAUUUGCAAAUGAAUGGGAUAACCGCGUAUCAUCCGUUUGAUGGAUUGUCGGAGCUUAAAAUGGCAGUUGCCGGAUUCAUGUCUCAAGUAAUGGAAGGGCGCGUGUUAUUCGACCCAUCACAAAUGAAUUUGACUUCUGGAGUAUCACCCGCUAUCGAGAUGCUUGUUUUUUGCCUUGCUGACCUUGGAAACGCGUUUCUUGUUCCCUCUCCGUAUUCGCCUGAUCUCGAUAGGGAUAUCAAAUGGCGAACUGGAGUCGAAAUCAUACCCGUCCCAUGUCGUAGUUCCGAUAACUUCAGCUUAAGUACCGCUUCUCUUAACCGCGCAUACAACCAAGCGAAAAAACGCGGUCUCAAAGUUCAAGGGGUCAUAGUUUCAAACCCGUCGAAUCCCGUUGGAAAUCUGCUUACCCGCGAAACCCUUUACAAUCUUUUAGACUUUGCAACCGAGAAAAACAUCCACGUCAUCGCCAACGAGACGCUAGUGGGCCCCAUCGACGAUAAAAAUCAAGAAUUUGUUAGUAUGGCUGAAAUCAUCAACUCUGAGGAAUACGAUCGAAAACGAGUUCAUAUCGUUUACGGAUUGUCGAAAGACAUUUCGCUCCCCGGUUUUAAAGUCGGGGUCGUUUACUCUUUCAACCAAACCGUCUUACAAGCAUCAAAGAAACUGAUGCGAUUCUCGUCGGUAUCGUCUUUAUCUCAACGACUACUUGUUUCGAUGUUCAACGAUUCGAGAUUCGUCAGGGAGUUUAUAAAGAUCAAUAGAGAACGGGUUGAAAGAAUGUCGGAUCUUUUCGUGGGUGGUUUGAAAGAGUUGGGAAUCAAGUGUAUGAAAAGCAGUCGCGGAUCGUAUUGCUGGGCUGAUAUGAGCGGGUUUAUACGGCCGUAUAGUGAAAAAGGCGAGCUUGAGCUGUGGGAAAAGUUGUUAAAUGUGGCGAAAAUUAACGCGACUCCUGGAUCGUGUUGCCAUUGUAUAGAACCAGGAUGGUUUAGGUUCUGUUUUGCGAGUUUGACCGAAAAGCAGGUUCCGUUAGUUAUGGAACGAAUUCGGGAGGUUUUGUGAUCAGAAAGAAGAAAGAAAGAAGUGUGUGAAGGUUCUCCUGCCCUUUAAUUGUAUUAUAAAUGGUUAUUUUUUUGAAAAUUUUGUUUGUUUAUAUUGUUUUUGUAGGUAGUUAUUCAUGGUUUAUCAAUGUGUAUUAUGUGAAGCAGUGUCUCAUGUAUUCUUGUAGCUAAUCAAUAAUGAAAAUGACUUUGCUCGGCA